Molecule: messenger RNA, 1707 nt
Organism: Cuscuta epithymum
Lineage: Eukaryota; Viridiplantae; Streptophyta; Magnoliopsida; Solanales; Convolvulaceae
Source: the annotation of a GenBank genome assembly
CCUUCACGUAACUAUACUAUGGAUAUAGAUGCCUCAUUUUAUGAAAACGAUGAUUGGGAAUGUGAUAGCAUGGAUCAGAUGAAAAGGAAAAAAACAAACAAGGAUCACAAUGAAGAUGGUAGAAAAGGACUGAACAGUUUGAAUGGCGUGCCCAGAGGUAGAGGCCGUGGACAAGGGCUACGAUCGGUGCUCUCUCACAACACUAAUAUGAAUGGGGCACGGGCAGAAGAUUUCAGAAAAGGAUACCAGAACACUAUAAAUAGUUCUAAUGGAGCUCAAAAAGAACCAAUGCAUCAAAGGCAUGAAAAUAUCACAUCAGAUUCUGGUGAUUUCACCUCCCACACAGUUGUUCUAUGCUUUGGAGAAGCGGAAUACCGUGAAAAGAAUUUUAGUGAAGAUAGUUGUUUGCUGGAUAUUUUGGCGAUGUGUCAUAAGCUUGUUGAUAUCUAUUCUGUUGGGAUAAAAAUAACUGAUGGAAAUGGGAGGCCACUCAAAUGUGAUCAAGAUGUUGCCAAUAUGCUUAAGGAACAUCAGGGGUUGGAAAAUAUAAUCAUUAAUCUAUACAAGGAUGACACGAUUCAACCUUUAUCUUAUAAGUUGCCACAACAUAACACUGCGCUUACUAAUCAAUCAUUGAAUCAGUCUAAUGAUAUGCCAAAAGAAGCUCAUGUUGUGCAUAAUACAUCAUUGUCUAGUGAAAAGGCUAAAGGUUCAGUUGGCAAAAAUAAAACAAAGAAGGUAAGAGGAAUAAAUAAAUGUAAAGAAGUGGCCAAUUUGAAAAAGGGGGAGAAACUCAAAGUCAGAUUUUAUAACAAACGUGUUGCUGGAGAAAAUCAUAAAUCGUUUUCGAGGCAUUUAGGAAAAAUAAUUCGCAACCGUCAAAUUUGUCCAUUAACGGUGACCGAAUGGGCAAAUAUCGAUGAAGACAAGAAAGACCACAUGUGGGCUGCUGUAACGGAAGUAUUUGAGGGUUUUGAUCUUUUGGAUCGCCGAGAUGAUGUUCUUUCACACAUGCGGGAGUUAUGGAACAAAUGGAGAGGAUGGAUGCAUUUUAAAUAUGUGAAAAAGCGGACACCACUUGAAGCUUUGAAAAAGGUUCCUCCUGGUGUAACUAAGGAAGAUUGGGGAUGGCUAAUUAAAAAUUAUUAUUUUACUCCAGAAUAUAAGGCAAAAAGUGAGAGAGGUUCGAAAAAUAGAAGUCGUUUGACAAUGCUACAUCGUAUGGGUAGCAAGCCUAUCAGAGAGCUUAUUUUUCAAAUGGGAGGGAAAGAUGACAAUCCGCCGAAUAUGGAUGUUAUAUUUUAUGAAACCCGCAAGAAGAAGGGUCAACUUGUGGAACCGGAAACAAUUAAGAAAUAUGAAGAAAUACAUGAAGUGGUUCAAUCAAAUCCAUCUUUGCCACAUGUCGAUGUAAUUGAAAAGUGCUUUGGACCGCAACAACGUAGUCAUGUCAUUUGUUUUGGAGGUGGAGUGAGCCGCAAAGAUUUAAAGGGGCCUUCUUCUAAAAAGAGUGAACUUGAGGCUAGGUUGCAGGUAGCUGAAGAAGAAAAUCGGAGCAUGAAAGAAGAAAACCAGAGCAUGAAAAGUCGCCUAAGUACAUUAGAAGAUGAAUUCCAAAAGCUUAAAGAGAUGUUUCAAGGUCAAGGAAGCAAAGUUUAAGUAUUCCAAGAACUUCCUUUUGUCCCGUUUAAUGAAGUAUUCCAGGAG